Racocetra persica is the source of this 315-nucleotide messenger RNA. The record is from the annotation of a GenBank genome assembly. Lineage: Eukaryota; Fungi; Glomeromycota; Glomeromycetes; Diversisporales; Gigasporaceae.
AAUUGGCUCAACCCUACUUUGAUGAAUUAUUUCAAACCAUUGAAUGGCUUACAGGGUUAGUUCCAAAAGAUAAAAAUCAUUCUGCAGAUACUCAGUCAACUAAUGAUUAUCUCAUUCAGUUUUGCCAUGGUGCACCAGGAAUAGUUCCUGCUUUUUUAAAAAUUUAUUCCUUUUUGGAGCGUGGAAUUUUGAGAAAAGGUGCAACAGGUCUUUGUCAUAAUACUCUUGGUAAUGCUUACACAUUUCUCAUGACUUAUCUUGUUAUACGAGAUGAAGAACAACUUAAAAGGGCGUUGGCAUUUGGAUUAUAUGGAG